Molecule: messenger RNA, 2811 nt
Organism: Molossus molossus (Pallas's mastiff bat)
Lineage: Eukaryota; Metazoa; Chordata; Mammalia; Chiroptera; Molossidae
Gene: PLA2G4F
Product: phospholipase A2 group IVF
Exons: 20
Coding region: 58-2670 (870 amino acids)
Biological process (GO): glycerophospholipid catabolic process
Cellular component (GO): cytosol
Molecular function (GO): calcium-dependent phospholipid binding; calcium ion binding
Source: RefSeq, a predicted model, not a curated record
CCAGGAGGGUGGCUCUGGAGAGCAGACGCUUCUUGCUGGCAAGUGGGCUGCCUGGCCAUGCUCUGGGCGCUCUGGCCAAGGUGGCUGGCAUGCAAGGAGCUGCCCCUCCUGGGGGUGGUGUUGCUCCGGAAGAGAGAAAAGAGGGAACCUCAGUGGAGUCAUUGCCGGCGGGAAACCCACCCAUACUAUGACCUCCAGGUGAAGGUGCUGAGGGCCAGAAAUAUCCAGGGCACAGACCUGCUGUCCAAAGCUGACUGCUACGUGAAACUGUGGCUGCCCACGGCAUCUCCUAGCUGCGCCCAGACAAGGGUGAUAGACAACUGCAGCAACCCUGAGUGGAAUGAGACCUUCCACUACCAGAUACACAGCGCUGUGAAGAACGUCCUAGAGCUCACCCUCUAUGACAAGGAUGUCCUGGCCAGCAGAGAACUCUCCCUGCUGCUGUUUGACCUGAAGAGCCUCAAGCCUGGCCAACCCCACAGACACACCUUCCCACUCAACCAGCAGGAUUCACAAGAGCUGCAGGUGGAGUUUGUUCUGGAGAACAGCCAGGUGCCUGCAUCUGAAGUCAUCACCAAUGGUGUCCUGGUGGCUCAGCCCUGUCUGAGAAUCCAGGGCUCCCUCAAGGACAAUGAGACAGCUCCACAUCGAGGGUAUGGCUCUAGGCAGAUUUGCCUGGCAGUGCCCGGGGCCUACGAGAAACCACAGCUCUUGCCGCUGCAGCCUCCCGUGGAGGCGCGCCGCCCGGACACCUUUACCUUCCACGUGAACCCAGUGCUUCGCUCCCGGCUGCACGUGGAGGUCGGGGAGGAGCUCACGGUCCUGGAGAGUGACCCGAAUGCUGAGUUGGAGGCUCAGACCAGCAAUCUGGGCAAGGGGGGCAUCCUGCUGUCCUCUCUGGCCCUGGGUCAGGAGGAACAGCGCUUGGUGGCUGUGGGGCAGGGCCAGGAGGUGGCCCUGAGUGUGAAGGCAGAAAUGUGCUCUGGAAACCUUGACCUGCGCCUUGGCUUUGACCUCUGUGACGGGGAGCGCGAGUUUCUGGACAAGAGGAAGCAGAUCGUAUCCAAGGCCCUGCAGCAGGUGCUGGGAUUGAGCCAGGCUCCCGACAGUGGCCAGGUGCCCGUGGUGGCUGUGCUGGGCUCUGGAGGUGGAACCCGUGCCAUGUCUUCCCUGUAUGGCAGCCUGGCAGGGCUGCAGGAGCUCAGUCUCCUGGACACUGUGACCUACCUGAGUGGGGUCUCUGGGUCCACCUGGUGCAUCUCCACACUCUUUAGGGACCCAGCUUGGUCCCAGGUGGCCUUGCAGGGCCCCACGGAGCGUGCCCGGGCUCGGGUCUGCAGCAGUAAGAAGGGAGCCGUGUCCACAGAGCGCUUACAAUACUGUGCUCAGGAACUGAAGAACCUGGAAAGCAGCGGCCACAGCACUUCCUUGGUUGACCUCUGGGGCCUCCAGGUUGAAUAUUUCCUGUACGAGGAGGAAAACCCAGCCAAGCUGUCUGACCAGCAGGAGGCCGUCAGCCAGAGCCAGAACCCUUAUCCCAUCUACGCUGGUGUCAACGUCCGCACCAACAUCAGCGGCGAAGACUUUGCAGAAUGGUGCGAGUUUACUCCCCAUGAGAUUGGCUUCCCCAAGUAUGGGGUUUAUGUUCCCACCAAGCUCUUCGGCUCAGAGUUCUUCAUGGGGCGACUGCUGAAACUCUGGCCGGAGCCCCGGAUCUGCUACCUGCAGGGUGUGUGGGGCAGCGCCUUUGCCGCCAGCCUGGAUGAGAUCUUCCAGAAGACCGCGGGCUUCAGCCUCGGCUUCCUGGACUCGUACCGCGGCAGUGUGAACAUCACAGACGACCGGCAAAAGCUUCAGCUGAAUGACCCCACGAGGCUGCGGACGAGGCUCUUCACCCCCCAGGGGCCCUUCUCCCAGGCGGUGCUGGACAUAUUCACCUCCCGCUUUACCUGUGCCGAGAGCUUUAACUUCGCCCGUGGCCUCUGUCUGCACAAGGACUAUGUGGCUAGCAGGGAGUUUGUGGCCUGGAAAGACACACACCCGGACGCCUUCCCCAACCAGCUCACUCCCAUGCGGGACUGCCUGUGCCUGGUGGACGGGGGCUUUGCCAUCAACUCUCCCUUCCCGCUGAGCCUGGUGCCGCACAGAGCCGUGGACCUCAUUGUGUCCUUCGACUACUCCCUGGAUGCCCCCUUUGAGGUCUUACAGGUGACAGAGAAGUACUGCCUGGACCGAGGCAUCCCCUUCCCCAGAAUCGAGGUGCUCCCUGAGGACCUGGAGGAACCCCGUGAGUGCUACCUGUUUGCCAGGGCCGAGGACCCCCGCUCACCCAUCGUGCUGCACUUCCCCCUCGUCAACCGCACCUUCCGCACACACCUGGCCCCAGGUGUGGAGAGACGAACAGCUGAGGAGAAGGCCUUUGGGGACUUUGACAUCAACGGGCCAGACACCCCCUAUGGCAUGAUGAACUUCACCUAUGAGCCCGAGGAGUUUGAUCGGCUGGUGGCCCUGAGCCGAUACAACGUUCUGAACAACGCGGAGACCCUCAAGCAGGCCCUCCAGCUGGCUCUGGACCGGCGGCAGCGGGGAACCAGGGCUGGAGGCAGACCCCGGCUGGAGCUGGAGGACUGUGACACAGGAGGGACUGUGGGGCUACAGACCGGGGCUUGAUAGAGGGAGGAGGGGACUCUGCGGGGCUUCUGUUUCCCUUCUUGCUGGGACCUGCCUUAGGGCCACCAGCACCUGAACAGCUCCUGCAGACCCGCAGCUUGAACUUGGGGCAGAGCCCCUCUCGCAUGUGUUUCUGGGGAA